UUCACAAUUCUCAUGCACCCUUCUUCUCAAAUUGAUCUGAUUUCUCGCAUUUCCAUCAAUGGCGACAAGCUUUGGAUCAAAUCAGAGAUACCCAUCUUACUAUAACGUUCUCGGCGUCUCUAUUGACUCAUCUGAGAACGACAUUCGUCAUUCUUACAGAAAACUAGCUAUGAGAUGGCAUCCUGAUAAAUGGUUAAGAAACCCAUCUCUAUUAGGUGAAGCAAAACGCAAAUUUCAAGAAAUUCAAGAAGCUUAUUCAGUUUUGUCAGAUAAGAAGAAGAGAUUAAUGUAUGAUUCUGGUUUACAUGAUUCUUUUGAAGAAGAUGCUGAUGAUGAUGAUGAUGAGGGUUUAUCUGAGUUUGUUCAAGAAUUGAUGUGUCAUGUUGCUGAUGAGAGAAGAAAGGAGAAGAUUUAUAGUAUGAGUGAAUUACAGAGUAUGUUUGCAGAUAUGGUUGGGGGAUUUGAGAUUCGUCAUGAUUUGUGUUAUCCUGUUGACGACGGUGGAUCAUCGGAUCGAUCAUACUCCGGCAGCGAUGGAUGAUUGCAGGAAUAGGAAAAGGAUGAGAUGAGAUGAUCAAAAAGAUGAAAGCUUGCAGAGGUUUGAUUCAAAACUAGGGUUUGAAGGGGAUGGAUGGAUGGGGAAGAAAGGUUGAUGAUGUUUGAAAUGAUGAAAUGUGAAUUCUUGUUUAAUGAUUUGGAAUGGAUGAUGUUUGUUUUUGGAAUUGAUUUAUGGUUUAGGGUUCUUGUUACUAUUUUGAUUAUGUUCUUGAUUAUGAUCUUGGUCACAAUUAAUGAUUUCCCUUU
Impatiens glandulifera is the source of this 804-nucleotide messenger RNA. RefSeq names its product chaperone protein DnaJ-like. NCBI's taxonomy places the organism in Eukaryota, Viridiplantae, Streptophyta, Magnoliopsida, Ericales, Balsaminaceae. The transcript has 3 exons. The record is from RefSeq and is a predicted model, not a curated record. Bases 59 to 541 code for a protein of 160 amino acids.